Messenger RNA from Parnassius mnemosyne (clouded apollo), 1393 nucleotides. Lineage: Eukaryota; Metazoa; Arthropoda; Insecta; Lepidoptera; Papilionidae. The record is from the annotation of a GenBank genome assembly.
AAUGUCAAAAUUUGUAAUAUUACCCUUUACAUUCAUAUAAACAAUAGAAAUAAUUUUACCUUUGGAACAGAAAAGAAAAAUACAAUUAGUAAUAAUUUUGAAGUACCGGUAAAACAGUAAACACACACGUAUACUGAGCAAUAAUAAAUCUUAAAGUAUCUAUACCAAUGGAUAAAACACUAACGAUUACAGUACUUAUACAAAGAGAGAUAUCUUUAUUUAGCUAUCUUAAGUACCUAGCUUUAGUAAUAAAUAUAACAAACUAGUCUAAAAAUACUAAAGUACUUAUCUUUAUUAUGAAAUAUAAUAGAGAGAACAAGGGUAAUAAUUUUGAUGUGUCAGUACAACAUAGCAAAUGUUGUCAUAUGCUGAAGUAAUAAUACAACUUAAAGGAACUAUGUUAAUAAAUAAAUCACUUAAACAACUAUAGUACAAAGAGAAAUAUUUACUUAGGAUAUCAGUCUAAAAUACCUAGCUUUAGCAAGAAAUACAAUAAAGUAGCCUAAAAUUUUGAAGUGCCGGUACAACACAGCAAACACAUAUGUGGAAGUAAUAAUUCAACUUAAAGUACUUAUGUUAUUGAAGAAAUCACCCAAACGAUCAAAGUACAAAGAAAGAAAUAUUUACACUUAGCUAACAAUCUGAAGUACCUAAGUUUACAUAUACAUACAUAAAUACAUAAACACUCACGCCUGUCACCCAGAGGGGUAGGCAGAGAUUAUGGACUUCCAUUUGGCACGAUCCUGACACACCUUUCUCGCUUCCUCCACAUCCAUAUACCUAUGCAUACACGCUCGUCGGUUAAAGGUACUCUUGAUUUGGCCCAUUUUUAAUAUAAGUACCUAAGUUUAGUAGGGAAUAUAUUAAAGUAGCUUAAAUACACUAAAGUACUUAGCUUUAUAAUGAAAUAUAAUAACAAGAACAAGGAAAAAGAACACUACAUCAUUGAGAAAAAUGGCAGAUCAAUUAUUUACAAAAUUAUUUACAAAAUUAUUUUUCUAUACGAAUGAAUCCAGACCAUCAACCUACAGUCAAGGAAGCCAACUGCAGCAGCAGAGCCUGGACUUGCAUGUAGAAGUUGAGGAGUACGCCGACCCAAGCAAAGAAAGCCAGCAGGUCUACUCUAAUUCAACGAAAAACGAAAUUUCGAUCGAAAUUGAUACACAAGAAGCCUCACAAUCUGCACGUCCCAGAAGAAUACGAUCUGCUGCUGGCUCCGAUGUCAGAAGCAGGUUAUACCAGUAUGAAGAUGGACGUGCAGAGAGAGAGACAGUGAGGAACACCGAGCUCGCAGGCAUCAGGGCUGCCUUGGUAGAGUUGCGUGACAUAGGGCGAGAUUAUUUAGAGUUUUUAAGGCAAAAUAGGCGUUAGGUUUUAAAUAAAUUUAUUUUUG